AAUCAGACGUAGGUUUUAUAUUCAGAACCAAGUGCCGGACUCUCUUUCUAAAUACUGGAUCCCAAAUGGUAAGGCCCCCAAAUAUUCUAAGAUUGCUGCUGUUUUACCCCAGGGAGCUUUCUUCCUGAGAAAAAUGCCAACCACACAGAAGACGUUGAUGUUCCUGUCUGGCUUUCUUACAAGCCUGGGCUCUGUUGUUGUCAUCUGCUCCAUUCUUGGGACACAGGCAUGGAUCACCAGCACAAUUUUCUUCAGAGAUACUAUCUCCAAUGGUACCAUUGUUAUUACCUAUGGGCUUUUCCGUGGUACGAGUGCUCAAGAUGUGAAUGAAGGCCUUCAAGAUCUGGACAAAAACUUUGAAGUUUUAGGGAUAUUGAACAAUUCUUCCCAGAAGUCUUUGCAUCUGGUGGCUAUCCUACUCCUGAUCCUGAGUCUGGUAGCUUCUGUGCUGAGCUCAGUGUUCACCUUCUACAACAGCAUCAGCAACCCUUACCAGACGUUCCUGGGACCUAUGGGUGUCUACACCUGGAAUGGACUCAGUGCAUCCUUUGUGUUCCUGAGCAUGCUUCUGUUUGUGGGGAAUGCCGAGUCCAACCAUCUCUCCGAAAACCUGUCCCAGAAGCUUUAUCCAGAGACCGUUAAUGAGAGAACAACCCACACUUACGGAUACUCAUUUUGGCUCAUCCUGCUUGUCAUCUUUCUGAAUAUUGUCACCGUGGUCAUCAUCAUUUUCUAUCAGAAGGCCCGAUACCAGCAGAAGCAGGAGCAGAGGAAGCCAGUGGAGUAUGCUCCGAGGGAUGGCAUCUUAUUCUGAGUUCUUUCUCAUAGCACAUUUGCACUGUCUCUGCCAAACUGGCUAGCUCCUCUGGAUACUGCGUGGCAGAGCAAGCAUCAGAUGCCAUAGCUUCUGGAACCGGGACGUCCUACAGACAGUGUUUGUACCUUUCUCCAUGGAUACCACCCUGAAAAGAGUUUUUGCCUAAGAUCAGGAAAAUGAGUGGGAAAGGCUGUGGGCUAGAGUACUCCAAAAGAGGGGUAGUCUGGGCCUGCAGGUCCUUCUCAUUUGAACUUGCUAUCCACAGUAAUAAAGGUCUGUGGGGUUUUUUGCCUUUCCUGUGAGUAGAUUAAUAGACGGUAGCCCCUAUGACCUUGUCCUCUGGAUUGAUCAGGCAUUUUGCUCCUUUUAGGUAGAGAAGCACUCUGAACUUGUUUUUCCAGUCAGAAGUUAGAUACAGAAGGAUAAAGGAUGGGACGACCUCCUCUUCUGGUCCCUUGGUGGCUGUCAUGGCUUCCAGGCUUAGUUCCUUUAAUGAGGGCUAGAUACUUACAGAACUAGAAGCCCUGCGUGAACAGGUUAGAGGUAAAAUAUGGUCUCUUCAAGUAACAGGAAGUCAGCAAAAUAGCAAAGGCACCAAAAUUUAUAUUACAUGUUUUUCAGUACAACAUUUCCUUUAAAAAAAUCUAAUUGAGAAUCAUUCAGCCUUGACUUUACUAUUCUAUAGGCUCCACAGUGAAAACUGACAGACCUGAAAAGUGACCCCCUUUCAUGUGUUGAUGGAAUCUUAAAGCAGUAGCUCUGUGACAAGUGGUGGAUCUUAUGAAGCUCAAAGAUAAGUGGCCUUCAACACUCAAGAGAUGUGAUUGGGUUCCCACAAUGUCGGCAGCGGAGUGCUGGGUCCUCACCCUUGUGGUGCUCACUAUUGGGCAGAUGAGACAGACAUUUAAUAAGCUCUUACUCGACUCCAAUUAAAACAGUUGCCUAGGGUUGGGGGUCAUCCCUCCAUUGUACAACAUUAAAGUGCCUAGUGUGUGACAGGCCCUGGGUUCCGUCUCUACCUCCAUAAAAAUGAAACAAACAUGUAAUGACAAAAUUGUGCUUGUGUUUGGAAGGAUGGAUCUCUAUCACACUCUACGCUGAAGACCUACUAAUUCAAGAUGACUCUUACCUACUAAAUUAUUAAAAGUUUACUUCACUAUUUUCUUU
Molecule: messenger RNA, 1984 nt
Organism: Mastomys coucha (southern multimammate mouse)
Lineage: Eukaryota; Metazoa; Chordata; Mammalia; Rodentia; Muridae
Gene: Clrn3
Product: clarin 3
Exons: 3
Coding region: 134-814 (226 amino acids)
Source: RefSeq, a predicted model, not a curated record